AUGAGCCAGGGCCGGGGCACCGGCUCUGCGCGGACACCCAAGUCCAAGGCCAGGGGCUGCGAGUGGAGCCGUGCGGUGGCCACAGUGGCCACAGUGACCUUGGGCCAGCCUCGCUGCCCAGACACCAAAUCCCGCCCGGGCCGGUCAUCCGUGCGCAGUAGAGAGGCCGCGACUCAGGAGACAACCAAGGAACUGCAAGUGUCUGCUGCGGGUGGCACAGAAGAUGUUGGCAAUUUGCUGGAGAGUCAUUUCUCUGCUGGAGACGCCAGUCUAGAGGAGAAGGAGCGGGGACUCUAUGCAGAGGCCACGCCUCGAGACCAGACCUCGCCCCUUCACUACCCGGAUGGCAGGGAGGCCGAGAGCCCCGACACCACCUCAGGGGCCCCCAGCGCCGCCGCCGCCCCUGGCUCGGACCCUGAAGCCAGCCUCGUCAAUGCCUCGGCCUCAGAGUCGGCUGUGCCCCAGGACCCUGCCUGGCCUGGGGAGGAGGCGGCGGGAGCAGCGGGUGUGAGCAGCCUUCCUUCAGAAGGAGAGGGGCGUCCCCGGGAAGAGGGGAGGCCAGAACUUAGUUCUGGGGAGGGCCCUCUGGAAGAAGGGCCUGGCCUUGGGCUCCCCACAGAGGGAGCUGCCCACCGAGAGGCCACAGAGGCCGGGCAAGACGGGGCACCCGUGGAAGACCAGGCGGCCCCGGGCCUCCGGACCCGGCGGGAAGCGGCAGCAGCGACCGCGGCCCCCGACGCCGCCGAGGGGGCCUCUGCUGGCCUGGCGAUGGGGGAGGCGCGUGGCCCUGGGCCAGGGGCUGGCGAGGGCAGCCCCGGGGCUGAGCCGGACCCAGAAGUGACUGCUGGGGCCGAAGACGUCGACGCCGAGGCCCGGGAGCGGGCUGAGGACCACGGCGAGCCCAGCUCUAGCCCGGCCCCCGAGGCCAGCGUGGAGACCGGGACGGAGGGCACAGAGCACGCCGAGGUGGGGGGCGCCCGGGAGGCCCCCGCCACGGAGGGCCCGCCACCAGGGAAGCCUGAGGAGGGCCGCGAGGCAUCCUCUGAGGAAGAGGGCGGCGAGCACGGCGGAAGCGAGGAAGGAGGGGCGCCGUCCCUGGAGGAAUCCGAAGAGGACAGUGGAGACGGGGCCAGCUCAGAGGAAGCGGAGGGCGGCCCCGGCGACGCGGAGGAACCGUCUCUGGAGGCCCAGGAACCUGGGGCACCCUCACCGGAAGACCGCUUCCUCUCCGGGCAGCGGGGAAGCAAGGGGGCGGGGCCUGCUCGGGCACCCCGCCGCACCCCGCCUUCCUGGCGGGGCACCCCUGCUCCGUGUCUGUCGGGGCGCACGUCGGGGGCUGGACUGGGCCUCAGGGCCCUCCUGGGGACAGCCUGCCGCCGGCCGGUGUUCCGAGGGCGCCGGCGGCCUGACCCUAUGCCCGCUUCUGUCCCCAGAGGAGGUGGAGGAUGUGAGUGA
Molecule: messenger RNA, 1455 nt
Organism: Condylura cristata (star-nosed mole)
Lineage: Eukaryota; Metazoa; Chordata; Mammalia; Eulipotyphla; Talpidae
Product: sarcalumenin-like
Exons: 4
Coding region: 1-1455 (484 amino acids)
Source: RefSeq, a predicted model, not a curated record